Ceratina calcarata is the source of this 750-nucleotide messenger RNA. RefSeq names its product putative odorant receptor 71a. Gene Ontology annotation, molecular function: olfactory receptor activity; odorant binding. Gene Ontology annotation, biological process: detection of chemical stimulus involved in sensory perception of smell; sensory perception of smell. Gene Ontology annotation, cellular component: plasma membrane. Lineage: Eukaryota; Metazoa; Arthropoda; Insecta; Hymenoptera; Apidae. The record is from RefSeq and is a predicted model, not a curated record. The transcript is spliced from 6 exons. The annotation marks the transcript as partial.
ACACCGCGCAUCCUGGACAUCUUCAUGCCGAAAAACGAGUCCCGCAAAUUAGGCUACGUUUACCCGGCUUACUUCCCCAUCGAUGAAGAGAAGUAUUACAUACCGAUAACCGUACAUAUGAUACUGGUAAUCGCGAUGGUGUUCUACGUGUACGUAGCGUGCGACACAAGUUUCGCACACCGUUUCAAGGCGGCGGUUGCAGAACCGGAGAGCUUCUACGAAAAGGAGUACCUCCACGAUCGCCAGUACAAAAAAAUACGUUUCGCGAUACAAGGACACCAGUAUGCUUUAGCAUAUUUGCAUGCGAUUCAAGAGGCCCACGUCGAAUACCUCUUCAUUUUGAUCGGUUUCGUGAUGAUGACCUUCAGCGUCACUUUAGUGAAGAUAUCCAACAUGGAAGUUAGCCCCGAAUUUUUCAAGGAUUGUACCUUCCUCUUGAUCCAACUAAUGCACAUAUUCUACAUGUCGAUGCAAGGACAAUGCGUAGUGGAUUCAGUAAACGAAUUCUCAGACACGAUAUACAAUGCAGAGUGGUAUGAAAGCGACAAAAAAGUACAAUCAUUGCUCGUACUGGCAAUAAGAAGUUGUUUGAACCCUCCUAAAUUAACAGCCGGUGGACUCAUUGUACUAAAUUUGCAAAGUUUCUCGGAGAUCUUAAAAGCAUCGGUUUCGUACUUCACGGUGUUGCAAACCACCUAAAUAGAAUCAACCAUGUUAGUGGUACAACCAGAAACAUGAUGGACUAUUGAC